AUGGAUCCAAAUACCCAACGCAGUCCAAAAAGGGCCAGCGCAGGCCCGUACAAGUUUAGAAAAAGGAUCAAGACAAUACAGUAUGCAGAUAACCCUCCGAGGCGGGGACCCAAGAAGAAGCUCGCCCCUGGCGGAAGACAACAAAAGCAGCAGAGGAUCUGGGAACAUGAGGAGACCUGCCAACUUUUGGCCCAUUUCCAAUGGAGCUUCAGUAACGGAGUUGAUUUCUGGAGUGUCACGUUUCCAAAGUUUCAAGACAAUGUCCAACCAACAUUCACCGAUGAUCAGGCUGAGAAGCAGCUGAAGCAUCUAUCGACCCAGCAUGGCCAGAUGGAAGGCGACAAUGACUAUGAGAACUUGCUCGAAUUUGGCCUCGAGUCGUUGAACCUACCAGAGGAGACCUCCAGAGAUGUUGAUCAGUUCUUCAACCGUAUACCCGACAUCAACGCUGGCCGGUCUGAAGUUGGCGGUGCACUUGCGAAAUGGUGUACUAAGAGGCUCUUGAUAUUGCCAGACGAAGAGAAAGACCAAAGUGUGGGCCAAGCUGACGAAGACUCCUCCGCCGAACCCACUCAACCCACUGAAGUGCAACAACCAUCUCACGGUUCAUCGCGCCUCAGUUCGGCAGACCAAAAUGCAGACAGCCCGUCCCCCAAGAGGGCUGAAACAACCGUCGAGCAACGUUCCGCCGAUUACCCAUCGCCCGAUGGAAGAGAGAUCUGGGAGAUCGAAACCCUGCUCCUUGCGUCGGAGAUCGAAAAAGAGCGACUCAAGAGAGAGCUAGAUGCUGUGGUGAAGUAUAAACCCGACGCCCGCGUGCAACACAUCCUCGAGCAAAAGCUGGAUUAUACGGUCAGAAGGGUCUACAGCAGUAGAUUUUUCAACGUCGAAAUUCCAGAAGCACUGGAGGAACAAACCAUGCGCAGCGAUCUCGCGGAGUCUUGGGCGCUAAUGGCUUUUGGACAAGGACUCAAAGAUUGCAUUCCUCGACUUAAAGAUUCCAGGAAUUUCAAAGUCGAGUUGCUCCUAGGACUAUUAGCUUCAGCAGUCAUUGAAAUGGUAUUCGAGCCAGCCUUCCCAGCAUUCAUUCACCCACCAAACCCCAUUGCAGAAGCCUAUCGGCAGAUUAUUAUGGAUUUUGCUGGAGUCAAUGAGCUUCAUCGAGCAGAUUGCAUUGUCCUCCCACAAGUGACUGACAAUAGCAGGGCUGAAAUUAUCCAGAGAAAGGUCAAGGAACUAGAACGUAUACUUUACAAGCACUUAGACUCUUUCUGGGCAUUUCCAGAUAACGACAAUGAUAACCUAGAAGAAGUGCUCAGGAAAAAGAUCAAUUUCGGUUCCUUUCUCGCGCCGGCGCUGGAGUUGAAGCUGGAUCUCAUAACAACUGCUACACGGCUCAAGUUCUUCUACUACGAGUCAGAUGAGCCCUUUGACGAGGAGUAUAUGGAGCGUUGCCCAUUUUCAGACCGUGAGAGAAACACCAUCAAAGGCUGCUUGUUCCCUCUUCUCUUGUGGCCCCGGGCUCGAGAGGAAACGGCAACUUCAAGUGACUACGUCCUCGAGCACAAUACCAAAUACAGCAUGUACUUCACGCGACUAACAGAGGGGACGAAUCUUGGUAAAGUAAUGCUUGUGAAGUUAUCAGGAGAACCACAGGCUAAGUACUCGAUCACGCUUUUCUCAGCACAGUGCCUGUGUACCAGAGGUCAGACUCAUGUACCAGGAGCCUGUCGAUUCAACUUUUCGUAA
Fusarium oxysporum Fo47 is the source of this 1749-nucleotide messenger RNA. RefSeq lists its product as uncharacterized. The record is from RefSeq and is a predicted model, not a curated record. The transcript is spliced from 5 exons. NCBI's taxonomy places the organism in Eukaryota, Fungi, Ascomycota, Sordariomycetes, Hypocreales, Nectriaceae. Bases 1 to 1749 code for a protein of 582 amino acids.